Dufourea novaeangliae is the source of this 838-nucleotide messenger RNA. RefSeq names its product protein unc-119 homolog (gene unc-119). The coding region runs from base 72 to 758 and encodes 228 amino acids. Gene Ontology annotation, biological process: lipoprotein transport; nervous system development; cilium assembly. NCBI's taxonomy places the organism in Eukaryota, Metazoa, Arthropoda, Insecta, Hymenoptera, Halictidae. Gene Ontology annotation, cellular component: cilium. Gene Ontology annotation, molecular function: lipid binding. The record is from RefSeq and is a predicted model, not a curated record. The transcript is spliced from 4 exons.
AUAACUGUACGUGAUAUUUACACUUGAAUGUUAAAUGAAUGGUCUGUUUAUGGUCUAAUUACUCUUAAAAUAUGAGCGUCGAUAGUGAAAAUAAAUCAAACGAAGCUAUAGUUCCAUUUACACCGUCGAUAGACCAAGAAAAUACUGAUAAUGGAAAUAUUGAAAGAACCCCUGUAACCCCAGAAAUGGUGCUGCGUUUAUCUACAAUUACCGAUAAAUAUUUAUGUUCUCCAGAAGCAAAUAUUUAUAACAUUGAUUUUACAAGAUUUCAAAUUAGAGAUCUAGAAACAGGAGCAAUAUUGUUUGAAAUAACCAAACCACCUGCUAUUGAAGGUGAUUCUGCUCAAGAUGUUGAACCAGAUUGCGAAGAAUCUGGUUGCGAGGAUGCAAAUACUGGCCGUUGUGUACGAUAUCAAUUUACACCUCAAUUUCUUAAGCUGAAGACUGUUGGAGCAACAUUAGAAUUUCUCGUGGGUUCCAAGCCAGUAAAUAAUUUUCGUAUGAUUGAACGUUACUUCUUUCGAGACAGGUUGCUAAAAACCUUUGAUUUUCAAUUUGGGUUUUGUAUACCGAACAGCAAGAAUACUUGUGAACAUAUUUACGAGUUUCCUACCUUGCCUGCUGAUCUGGUUUCUGAAAUGAUUGCAAACCCAUUUGAAACACGCUCAGAUUCAUUUUAUUUUGUGGACAAUCAAUUGGUAAUGCACAAUAAAGCAGACUAUGCAUACAAUGGUGGACAUACACAUGAUGUACUUUAGUAUGCGAUUUGUCGAAUAGAACAUGAACAGAAAUUAGAAAGGAAUUUGCACUUUGCAAAGAUCAUUGUGAUAAUUGUAAC